Messenger RNA from Marasmius oreades (fairy-ring Marasmius), 1638 nucleotides. RefSeq lists its product as uncharacterized. NCBI's taxonomy places the organism in Eukaryota, Fungi, Basidiomycota, Agaricomycetes, Agaricales, Marasmiaceae. Gene Ontology annotation, molecular function: aldehyde dehydrogenase (NAD+) activity. The transcript has 16 exons. The record is from RefSeq and is a predicted model, not a curated record. The coding region runs from base 33 to 1532 and encodes 499 amino acids.
UACAAGCUUGUCCUGUGAUUCCCCGUCUCACAAUGUCUACCUCCUUCACCCACGAAUUCAACACCCCCUCGUUCAAGGGUAAAGUCAACUUUCCAACUGGCCUAUUCAUCAAUGGGAAAUUCGUCGAUGGCUCCAACAACACCACCAUUGACGUCGUCAACCCAACUACCGGCCAGGUGAUCACCAAGAUAGCUGAGGGUACUCCAAAUGAUGUCGACAGUGCUGUUGAAGCUGCACAGAAGGCGUUUGAUACCGUAUGGGGCCUGAAAGCCUCCGGUUCCACUCGUUCCAGACUGUUGACCAAACUGUGGCAACAAAUGGAGGUCCACCAGAAAGAGUUGGCCGCACUUGAGGUUCUUGAUAACGGCAAGACCUUCAGUUGGGCUCUGAACGGGGACACAGCAGCUGCGAUCGAGACUAUUCGGUACUACGCUGGCUGGGCAGACAAAAUUCUCGGACAAGUUCAAGAGACUACCGAAGCGAAAUUGACUUACUCCCGCCACGAACCGAUUGGCGUUGUCGGUCAAAUCAUCCCAUGGAAUUUCCCAUUGUUGAUGUUUGCUUGGAAGAUUGGUCCAGCACUGGCCACUGGAAACACCAUCGUUAUCAAGCCCUCGGAAUUUACCCCCUUGACCGCUAUCAGGAUGGCCUCAAUUAUUCAAGAGAUAUUCCCUCCCGGUGUUGUCAACGUCGUCCCUGGUUACGGUAACACCGUCGGCAAUGCCAUUUCGACGCACAUGAAGAUUGAGAAAGUCGCUUUCACCGGAAGUACUCUUGUCGGACGCAAGAUCAUGGAGGCCGCUGCCAAGUCCAACUUGAAGAAUGUAACUCUUGAGCUGGGUGGAAAGUCUCCCAAUAUCAUCUUCAACGAUGCUGAUCUUGACCAGGCCGUCAACUGGGCCGCACAUGGAGUGUUCUGGAACCAUGGUCAGACUUGUUGUGCAGGCACUCGCGUUUUCGUCCAAUCUGGCAUCUAUGACGAGUUCCUCAAGCGGUUUACUGAGAAAUCGAAAUCUAUCAGGCUCGGCGACCCAUUCGACCAAGAAGUCGAUCAAGGACCCCAGAUCUCCCAGAUUCAAUAUGACCGCAUUAUGAAUUAUAUCAAAUCUGGCAAAGAGCAAGGAGCCACGGUACAUCUAGGCGGUGACCGUCAUGGCAAGGAGGGUUACUUCAUCAACCCAACCAUCUUCACGAACACACGGCCGGACAUGAAGAUCGUUCAGGAGGAAAUUUUCGGCCCCGUCGGUGUUUUGAUCAAGUUCGAGGACGAAGAAGACGUUAUUCGUCAAGCAAAUGACACCGUGUAUGGUCUUGCUGCUGCCGUUUUCUCGCAGGAUAUCACCCGUGCAUUGAACACUGCUCACCGACUCAAGGCUGGAACUGCCUGGGUGAACUGUGCCAACGUUCUUGAUUCAAAUGUACCUUUCGGCGGCUUCAAGCAGUCUGGUAUCGGCCGUGAGCUUGGCGAGUACGCUUUGCAGAACUACACCGCCGUCAAGGCCGUACACGUCAACCUCGGCAUUAAGAUGUGAGCUAUAUAAUUAUUUUUUUUGGACUCUCGACAAAAUGCAAAAGAACCAUGUACACGUAUGUUAUUCUGUAGCCGGCUUAGCGCCAACACAUAAGAGUUUUGCCGAA